CCGUCUACAUUUCUGUCCGCCAGUGAUCUCUGAUUGAAGUGAAGGCGCCAAGUUUAGCCAUUGCUGGGAGCACAAGAACACUGAAAACCCUAGCAAUUCUAUAACUUUCUUAACGUGCAAUUCUCCAAUGUCUCACGACGCCCUAACUGAUCUGAUCCGGCAAGUCCAGAUCCUGACCCGGACGGAGUCCGGCUUACCGGACUACGAUCCGAAAGACCCGAGCAUCCCCCCACUGCCUUCUAUCUCCGACGCCAUUGCCAACUUCGACCCUUCGCCUCCCUACCUCCGCUGCAAGCGCUGCCGAGGGCGCCUUCUCAAGGGGCUCCAGUCUUUGAUUUGCAUCUACUGCGGCCAGAAACAGCACCAGAAUGACGACCCAUCUGCCCCCGAUCCCAUUUCCUUCAACUCCACUCUUAGCUGCCGCUGGUUGCUCCAGUCACUUCGGCUUGAUGGAUCGGAAAAAGUUGGAACACCUAGUGAGAAGGGCGAAAAGCCCGGGUUUAACAGAGGACAUAGUACAUCAAGAAACAACAUUUCCUUGUCUGAGCUCUUAGACAUUAAAAUAGGAUUAUUCAACAAGCAGGAAAAGCCAGAAAAAAACCAGGAGCUACAGGGCAGCAGCUUGUUGAAUAACGGCGGGGUUGACCUUGACAGUUUUUUCCCUAGACAAAGGGGUGAUAAUACUUCUGGUGAUACCACUCACCCGCCCAAAAAUGAAGAAGCUAAAACUGUUGGUAUUCUUGAUCAUAAUUUGUUUCAGAAUGUUCAGCCCCUUCAACAAGAAGCUGUCCCAUCACAAACCCACGAGAGUGGUGAAUUUUGUGGAUGGGAGGCAGAUUUUAGGUCUGCUGAUUCUAAGACAUUUGAUCCCGUCUCUGAUUCUACAGUUAAUUCUGGGAGUCAAGUUGGGAGUUUCCAAUCAGCUGAUGCUUUUGUUGUAGGUUCUGCCAUUGAUCUUUCUGACCACAUGGAUUCCAUCUUUGGAAAUGGGAAAGACUUGUAUGGAACUAAAGAGGGGAGUGAGUCUGAAACAUUGCAUAGAACAAGUGAUUGGAGUUCAGAUGACUUGUGGAAUACUGCUACAACUGAAGUUUUCCAGCCAGAAAAGCCAUUUGACUCAAAGAUUGAAGUGAAUGACUUUCAACAAAACGGUUUGAACACUUCUCCUACCAAGGCUGAUUGGGUUCAAGAUGACCAGUGGCCAACCAGUUUUUCCAGUGCGGAAAACAUAGAUGAAGAUUCCUUUGAUGAGUGGAAUGAUUUUACCAGCUCAAGCAAUGUCAAGACUCCUCAAGAAAAGGAAAUCAUACAAAUUGAUAAUCACGCUGAGGUUCCUUUGGAUAAUUUAGUAUCUGAUAAUGCUAAUGAACUCAGUUAUGGUUUGACAAAUGUUGAUGGAAGUAUGUUUGAUGAUUGGAAUGAUUUUAUGGCAUCAACUCUCAUAUCAAAGAAUGAUGGUGUUGUGGAUGCUUUGGGAAACACACUAGAGUCAAACAUGGUUAGUAGCUCUAACGAGUUCGGUGAUAUGGAUUUUGGCAGCUUCUGGCAUGCGGAACACUUUUUAAGUUCACAUCAUAAAGAAAGUGCUUCUGAAUCAGGGACUAGGGGUCCUGAACAAAAUCACUUCCCGGGCAGCAGCAGCAGCUUGGAUGAUAACGGCACCGGAAAAGGUCUGCUGGAUGGUGGAGGAGUUGCAUUGAGGAAUAACACAAUCUCAAACCAGUCAGGUGGCAAUGAAGAUAUAGUAGAAAGUUUGUUGUCACAGAUGCAUGAUCUCUCUUUCAUGCUCGAGACCAAUCUAUCCAUUCCCCCCAAAUCAGAUAGUAAUCCACCUCAUUAACAAUGGAUACAGUUCUUGAAGGCAUCCAUUGCCCUUGGAGAUUGGGAGAGCCUGAGGUAACAGCGAAUGAGGAGUCUCAAUAAGCACAAACUGGGCCGCCUCUCGGGGAGUUUUUCCACAACUCGUCCCAAUACUUGCACCAAUGAGAAGAACCGGUCCCCGUACUCGUCCCAAUACUUGCACCAUUCUCAUCUUUAAUUUAGAAACUCU
Molecule: messenger RNA, 2050 nt
Organism: Cuscuta campestris
Lineage: Eukaryota; Viridiplantae; Streptophyta; Magnoliopsida; Solanales; Convolvulaceae
Source: the annotation of a GenBank genome assembly